Messenger RNA from Cornus florida, 2576 nucleotides. Its product is annotated as probable LRR receptor-like serine/threonine-protein kinase At1g53430. The transcript has 3 exons. NCBI's taxonomy places the organism in Eukaryota, Viridiplantae, Streptophyta, Magnoliopsida, Cornales, Cornaceae. The record is from RefSeq and is a predicted model, not a curated record. Bases 324 to 908 code for a protein of 194 amino acids.
UAUCAUAGGUCUAGGACACGACCUAAACCAUCAACUGGAUGGUGGAUUUUUUGAAUUCUUAAAUGAUGCGUUUGUCUCUGGAAAUUGAUGCGUUUUAUUCAAAAUUAUGUGAAGUUGCCCGGCGUAAGUUUAAGACCUGCCAGGUCUGUUACUAUGAUCUGUGAUAAUAAUUAACUCUUAUCUACCUAUAGAUAUAUUAUAUUACACUUGCCAAAAAGAAAGAACGAAAAUAUCUUAUGUUACAAUUUUGAUUGCAUAUACAGACUAUUCCCUGUAUAUCAAUUGUGGAGGAAGCAAUCCAACAAAAUUUGAGGGGAAGGAAUAUGAAACAGACUCAAGAGAGACUCGGUCCAUCACAAUUUUAUGUUUCUGAAGGAAAAUGGGCUUGUAGCAGCACAGGGGUUUUCAUGGACAAUAUUAUCUACGCCAGUUACAAAGCAAAUAAUUCAUUCUCUUACGAGCUUGAUGAGAUAUACAGAACAGCACGCCUUGCCCCUACUUCACUUAAGUACUAUGGCCUUUGCUUGCGUAAAGGCAGUUAUAAAGUUCGUCUGCACUUUGCUGAAAUAAUGUUUUCGGAUGACCAGACUUAUAGUAGCCUUGGGAAACGGAUUUUUGAUGUAUCAAUCCAAGGGAAUCUAAUUUGGAAGGAUUUUAACAUUAUGGAGGAAGCUAAAGGUCCUGGCAAAGGCAUCACUAAGGUACAUGAUGCUAUUGUUAGUGGCAGCACUCUGGAGAUCCACUUAUACUGGUCUGGGAAAGGGACUAAUGCAAGUCCUGGCAGAGGUGCAUAUGGACCUCUUAUAUCUGCAAUUUCAGUGACACCAAACUUCGAAAUUGAUACCGGGCUUUCUGUUGGAGCUAUUGUUGGUAUCGUGGCUGCUUCAUGUGUGGUCCUCUUGUGUUGAUUUUGUUAGUACUUCGAGUGAAAGGUUAUAGUAGGGAAAGACCAAGAUAAAGGUGAGAUCUAAAAACACAAGAAACGCUACAUGUGAUGUUGUUUCUCACUAUUUGAUUGCUAAUGCAAGUUGGGUUACUACAUGGAAAAGGUGCUUGAUGUUUGAACUUUAUUUGUAAAAUGUCCUGGUAAAAGUUUUAUCUUGUACAACAUAAGUAUUCGCAUUGAAGAUUAGCUUUAUAGAAUUGCUGAAACACCACCAGUCCUCCCUUUGGGCGUUUUGACGGAAAUUUAAUAUGGAUUGAAAUGUUUUAACUACUAAAGAAUCUCUCUAAUGCUUGUGCAGAUCUUGUAGGAGUUAAUACUGACUUUAGGGUAUUGCUUGUAAAAUGAGUCAAACUAUGCAUAAAGAUAAUUUUUUGGUUUAAGGAUGAGAUAGAUGUUGCAAUGAAUAAGAACCUUUAUACAUGGUAAACAUUAGCCCAAUCUGUAUUUGCACAUGUAAUUGUAACUACGUAAAUUGUGAUGAUGAAAAUAACCAUAUGUAUGUGUAUUUUACUUCAUGAAAAGGUAUCUGCUGAUGAUCGUAUAAGACAAGAAUUCGUGGCUCUAAAAUAUCUGGUUUAUGCAGUUUUGCAACUUGUGAUUGGAGCCUUUUAUUUUUUUUGUUGCUAAAUGAAUUUAUUAACAGAAAGGGAACUAUACAAAGGCAAAAACCCAAAGAAAACAAGCAAAGCCCAAAGAGGGAAAAAAAAAAAAAAAAAAAAAAAAAGGCAAACAAACGGGUCAAACAGAAGUCCGAGAGCUAGAUCUGCAAACAAAAUUUUUCAGUCUAAAACAGAUAAAGCUGCUACCAGUAACUUUGACCCUGCAAACAAGCUUGGUGAAGGAGGAUUUGGACCAGUUCACAAGGUUAUUGCUAACGCAAGUUAUUAAAUUUUCAUAACUAUCUUGCAACAUUAAUUAAGGUCAUGUGUCGUUUUAAGCUUCCAUGCCUAGAGGCAGGGUGGCAACAAGGAAAAGAAAUUUUUUCCACAUAUCAUGUUUUUUAUAUUUAAUUAUUAGAAAUUCUUUUUGCUUGAUUUUAGGGUGUCUUGUCAGAUGGUGUAGUAAUCGCUGUUAAGCAGCUUUCCUCCAAAUCUAAGCAAGGAGAUCGCGAGUUUGUCAAUGAGAUAGGCAUGAUAUCUUCCCUACAACACCCAAACCUUGUCAGGCUUUAUGGCUGUUGCAUUGAAGGAAACCAGUUGUUGGUAAUAUAUGGAUACUUGGAGAACAAUUGUCUUGGCGUGCACUUUUUGGUAGUUACUUUCCUGUGACAAUUCGAAUUUUUAGAGUUCGAUUUUAUUUUUAUUAAAUUAAGAGAGAUUAUUUAUUUUGGUUCUAUCAAUUAUUUUGCAUUGGAUCAGAUUUAUUUUGAGUGAAAGAUUGUUUCUUUUAUUUGGUAAGUUUCACGUGGGUUGUUGUGUAUCAUUUGCAUUGAGGAUGAGUUUAUUUGGUUGUUGCAUAUUAUAUAUAUAUAUAUAGUAUUUUGGCAUCUGAUGGAAGAGGGGAACACCCGGAAGAGAAAAAUGAGAAAGGAAAGAUUAUUUUGAUGAUAGCUUUUUGCAGGUCCCACCAGGAUUUUUUGUGGUCAAAAUUGCAUGUGGCUUGGCUUUGUACGUGGGCUGGUAAUGGGCUG